AAAAAUGUAUUUCUGCUGCUACUCCUCCCUGGUGCCCAGGAUGAAGAUGAUCCUAUUGAUCUCCGGGUGCCUGGAACUAGCUGAGAUGCUUCGACUCUUCCUGAUUACAGAUUGGUUGCUUCUCCCUAGCUGGUCAAAACUCAUCGUUGUAGAGCUCGUCUUCCUUACUAUCCUAGUCUUCACAGAUAUACUCAUGUACCUUGGGGUAGUAAACAGAAGAUCUGAGCAAUUUCUUCCCUGGUUGGUCACUCACUUCAUCUCCUUCAUUGUAACCCUGGUCUUCCUCAUCAUGCACUUCGUGCAGAUCUUUAUCAUCAUCUCCCCGGCAACACAGAAUGCAUACUUGAGACUGCCGUCUGGAAUGGGAAUACGAAGCCCUGAGUUUCAGCAAUCCUUCAGAUAUGAGUUGGGAAUAACAAUUGGAAAAGUUCUGGUUCUGGGUUUGGUUGUCCCUCUCUCAGGGUACUUCUGGAUACUGGCAUUCAUGGGCUGGAGACAAGUUCUUAAUGACAGUGAUACCGAAUGUGAGAGGAGAAUGGAGGAACGGAAGAAAGACGAAACAAGAGCAAAUAUUUAUAAGGUCUCUGGAAGUAAAGGAUACUUAAACGAUCCACGAUACACAACUUCAAACCCUUCGGGUCUUGAUGCUAGAUCUGCAAGAUCUUUGUCUCGUCAGACGAGCCUACCCCGAGAUAUGGCAGAAUUCCAGCGCACUCUGGGGCGCCAGGAACGGCAGCUAAGUCGACAGAACAGUGAAAUUUCAGCUGUUGGAAACAAUAUGGCGUCGACCCGUAGUUUGCCUCGUAGAAAUAAUAUAGAGAUAGGUCAGAUUUCUGAGCAUGUGCAGAGAGUAAUACCAGAUAAUAGAAGUACAUCAAGAGCUAUUAACAGACGUGAUAGCCUAAUCCUAGCUCUGAGAGACCAAGAAGCCAUAGUGGAAGCUUCAAAGUUUAGGGAACCAUAUGGAGGUUUAGGUGGCCUAGAACCUCUAGGAGAAAAUGAAACCAGGGAACAGUGGGAACCAAGGGAACAUAAAGGAUUCAGGAACAUCAAGGAUAGUGUAGAGUUCCACAGGAACUACGCGAGACAGGGGAGUCAGAGAUCGUAUAUGAGUCAAGACACAACGUUUAAUAUUCCCAGCAUUGCUACAGAGUUCUCUCAGCUCUCGCACAGGGAUUUCAGUUAGAAAUAUAAACAAAAAAUAAGAAAUAAAACGGGGCAUUCGCGUAGAGAACUUGCGCAUACCCAAAAUCCAGAGAAGAAUGAUGGUUUUAAACUAAAAUCUGUUAAUAUCAUUCAACGCAAGAUGAUUAAAAGGAAGAAUGCAUAUUUUAACGUAUUUCUAGAUACGAGAAUUAAACAUCUAAACAUAUAUCGAGUUACUUUUCUCACUGGAUGGAACCAAAUCAAUUUCACGGUUCAUUGAUGUAUUUAGAUCAAUUAUCAUUCUCCUUCCGUCCACGUUUUUAUAUUAAUUAUCUCAAAAUAUUGUUAAAUAUGAGACAUACAGGGUUACCAAGGAAGGAAGAGACUCCUGUCUUUUUGAAGAAUGCAUAUUUGAUUUCCUCCCCCCCCCCUCCCCUUCACAUAUCAACAUAUCAUUAUUAUAAUAGCAUUUAAAAAUACAUAUUUGAUUUCCCCCCCCUCCCCUUCACAUAUCAACAUAUCAACAUUAUAAUAGCAUUUAAAAAUACAUAUUUGAUUUCCCCCCCCUCCCCUUCACAUAUCAACAUAUCAACAUUAUAAUAGCAUUUAAAAAUACAUAUUUGAUUCCCCACCCUCCCCUUCACAUAUCAACAUAUCAACAUUACAAUAGAAUUUAAAAAUACAUAUUUGAUUCCCCACCCUCCCCUUCACAUAUCAACAUAUCAACAUUAGAAUGGCAUUUUAAGAUUAUUUUUUUUUUCAUUGAAUCUUAUUAUCAAAAAAGUUCCGGGUUUCGUUCUUUGUGGGUAACCCUGUAGGACUUCAGACACUAUUCUAUAAGGUUGUAAAAAUAAAUCAUGUUUUAGUGUUAACUUCAUAUUUGUUUAUCGAAUCUUGUAUUUUCUACUCAUAAUGCAACUUUUAAACUAUUUCAGUCUUAAAGUGUUUUGUAAAAAUCGUAAAAUUUUUAAAGUUAAAAAAAGACAAUUAUUGAUGAAGUCCGUUGUUAAAAUUCAUAUUUGUAAGCCUAAAACCCCUUUUAACGUAACUUUCAAUAGUAAUCUUAAUAAAAAAAAGACUGUUUUUACGGAUAUUUUUCAUAUUAUAGAUCAGCAGAGAUAUUACUCUUUUGCUUGAGCAUACACAAAUACAAUAAAUUCUAAUAUUUCAAAAUAAAAUAUACUUUCUGAUUUUAACAGAUUCAAAAGUCAGCACUUGAUAUUUUUUCCGUUACAACCCUCUUUUAACAGCUUGGUAUAUUUUUUUAAUAAUACUCUGUGACCUUUCCAUUAAGCGUUUUUUUCUGGAUAGAAUUGAUCAUUCAACAAUGUACAAAAUAGUGUUUCUCUAAAAAUGUAAUUAUUAUUGUAUGAUUAUAAUUUGUAACGUUUGUAACGUCAAUGUCUAGUAUCUUAAAUUGAAAAUGUUCAGUUUCUAAAAAUAAGAUAAGGAAUGGUUUACAAAAAAAGAAAUAUUUGAAUCUUAGCAAAGCAUACAUUGUUAAUGAACAAGUGUAAGAACUAAAAUUCCCAUAUUUUUCUUCUUAAGUUGUAGAAAUCUGACGCAGACCUCACAAUUGUAUUUUUUGUUCCAGUUAAAGUCAAAGAAGAAAAAAUGUGUCUGAUAAAAAGAUACAAUAUGUUAUUAUAAUUAUGUAUGUGUUCACUGUACACAUAUUUUACCAUAAAAAAUAUUUGCCGAUUUUAUUUAUUCAGAGGUCGGAACUUUUAGCACCUUUAGAGGUCGGGUCAGAACCUUCAGAGAUCGGAACUUAUAGUACAUUCAGAGGUCGGAACUUUUAGUACCUUCAGAGGUCGGAACUUUUAGUAUCUUCAGAGGUCGGAACUUUUAGAACCUUCAGAGGUCGGAACUUUUAGAACCUUCAGAGGUCGGAACUUUUAGAC
This is a messenger RNA of Eurytemora carolleeae, 3050 nucleotides long. RefSeq lists its product as uncharacterized. The transcript is spliced from 12 exons. The record is from RefSeq and is a predicted model, not a curated record. Bases 5 to 1186 code for a protein of 393 amino acids. NCBI's taxonomy places the organism in Eukaryota, Metazoa, Arthropoda, Copepoda, Calanoida, Temoridae.